AUGCACGGACUUUUCCUCACUUUGGCAGCUGCUCUGGCUAUGGUCCCGACUGCAUUGGGCGCUUGCGAGAAUCACAGCAUAAGAAAAUGCUGGUCUGCUCUGGGUGAGUAUGAGCGAACCGAGUACAUCAACUCAACUCUUUGUUUGAUGAACCCUGAGAUGGCUCCUGCAAAGACCGGAACAUACGGGUCCAAAAGCCGUUGGGAUGAGCUUCUUGUUGCCCACGUGGCCCAAGUUCAAUUCAUCCAUGUCACGGGCGCCUUCUUCCCAUGGCAUCGAUGGUAUACCCGAGUCCACGAGAAUCUCCUUCGGGAUGAGUGCGGCUACACUGGCCCAUAUCCCUACUGGGACGAACAAGUCGAUCAAGGCUCAGCCCCUCUCCAGAACGCAAGUGUCUGGAGCCCCAGUGCAACCACUGGCUUUGGCACCGGCAACACAGACGAGAACGAUUGUGUCGUGGAUGGAUCAUUUGCCAACUUGAAAUUGAAUCUGACGACCGAACUUACACGCACCAGCAACAGCUGCUUGACUCGCGUCUUCAACCAGACCCAUUUUGACUCCGUUGCUCAGAAUAUCGUUGAUAGCUGCAUGGACAUCGAUGAUUAUUGGACGAUGUGGUCUUGUCUCGGAAACGGUCCCCAUACAGGAGGUCAUUUCGGUGUUGGAGGAACGAUGGAACAUGUCUCCUUUUCAGCCUUUGACCCGAUUUUCUUCCUGCAUCAUACGAACCUUGAUCGUCUGUGGACUCAGUGGCAGUCCAGGGAUGUGGCUCGCUUGACUGCCAUGGGAGGACCGCUUGUUGCGCCUGCUGCGCUUUUUGGAGAAGCUCAGCCUUCUUUCUUCGGAGUUGACGCGUUUGUUCCCUACUUUGGGGAUGAGGGGAAUACGACCACUCUCAACCAUAAUAUGUGGAUGGUGGGAAUUGUUGAGAAUAUCACGGUGGCAGAUGCUAUGAAUGUUGAGAAUGAGGGAAUAUGUAAUGAGUAUGCUUGA
Messenger RNA from Aspergillus sclerotioniger CBS 115572, 993 nucleotides. Its product is annotated as tyrosinase family protein. The transcript has 5 exons. The record is from RefSeq and is a predicted model, not a curated record. Lineage: Eukaryota; Fungi; Ascomycota; Eurotiomycetes; Eurotiales; Aspergillaceae. Bases 1 to 993 code for a protein of 330 amino acids. Gene Ontology annotation, molecular function: oxidoreductase activity.